Messenger RNA from Peronospora matthiolae, 909 nucleotides. The record is from the annotation of a GenBank genome assembly. NCBI's taxonomy places the organism in Eukaryota, Oomycota, Peronosporomycetes, Peronosporales, Peronosporaceae.
AUGGCGUGGCGAGAACCUCACGACCUUUUCGGUACGACUCCGUGCGACCGGAUGAUGAUGGAGGAAGUGUUGGAGCUGUUAUCGACUGGAAGCCCCACGAGUGACUACGAACUCUUUUCUUCCGAUGCUUGUCACAAUUGCGAUCGCAUUCAGAAUGGUCGAGAGAUGCUGGAGAAGUGUCUUGUGGCUAGUCCGGAAGCUACGAUGGGAUCACAAAGUGAUGCGUUAGUGCAAGAAGUAAAGUGUGAUGAAGAAAUGUACGUGGAAAAUCACGAGCAGGAACCAAGUCCGUCACCUGAUGAAGCGCGAGCAACUCGACAUGUCAUACAAGGCACCGACUCACAGUCGUGCAAUGGCGACUUGCACUUGAUAGAAGUUGCACCUGUCCCGGUCUCGCCUCCGAACAUGCCACGUGCUGGUCUCAACCCAAUCGGGAUACGCGAUUCCAGCACGGUCGCCACGAUCCCGAUCUCACCUCCAGCUUCAGUACUUCAGCAGAAUUUGAGGGAUUCACCACUGUCAGGUCAAAGGUCGUGUCCAUCCGACCACCAUAACCUGGACAAGAACACCGUGUCAAAUGGUCAACACAUUUUCGUCAUGGACGCGACCGAGUUUGACGAACUUCGACGCAAGAUGCAGAUGCAGACAGCAUCCCGUCGGUAUCGUAAGCGCAAAAAGGAGAGAGGUCGGCACCAAACGGUGCAACUUCAGAGACUUCAAGUAGAGCUGUCGCGUCUACAAGAUCGGGAAACACAGAUGAAGAAGUACCGGCAGCGCUCUAUUGAGUCGCUACAGCAAGAGCUAGCGAUGCAUCAAGAUGAAGCCGCUACUCUCUCUUGCAAAUUGAAGGAUGCUGCUAGAGACGAGACCGAUUGGAUCACCACGACAAGCAAAUAUCUCCGUACGUGA